Molecule: messenger RNA, 204 nt
Organism: Prunus armeniaca (apricot)
Lineage: Eukaryota; Viridiplantae; Streptophyta; Magnoliopsida; Rosales; Rosaceae
Source: the annotation of a GenBank genome assembly
AUGCAUGAUGUUUGUAAUUACGACACAUACUUCGUUCAGAAGUACGAUGCUAUUAGGGUUUUGGGUAUUCUUCUGAAGCAAAAACUUACAGCUGCUUUACGGAUACUUGCGUAUGGGGCAUCUGCAGACCAAGUGGAUGAGAUUGCUAAGAUGGGGAAAUCAACUAUCCUAGAGUGCUUGGUCAAAUUUUGUGAUGCAAGAUAA